Molecule: messenger RNA, 642 nt
Organism: Drosophila willistoni
Lineage: Eukaryota; Metazoa; Arthropoda; Insecta; Diptera; Drosophilidae
Gene: Cpr72Eb
Product: cuticle protein 6
Exons: 1
Coding region: 1-642 (213 amino acids)
Cellular component (GO): chitin-based extracellular matrix
Molecular function (GO): structural constituent of chitin-based larval cuticle
Source: RefSeq, a predicted model, not a curated record
AUGCAUAUAGCCCUCGUCUUGUGUUCACUAAUUCUGGCCAUAGUCAGUAGUGCCGCAGGAGUACCGCAACCAUCACUGGAAUAUGGAGCUCCAUUGCCACAGCCCUAUCAAUAUCACUCACAGGACGAUUAUGGUCAGUAUGCCUAUGGUUAUGCUGGUCCUUUGUCAAGCAAACAGGAAUCUCGGACUGCGGAUGGCACUAUUAGGGGUAGCUAUAGCUAUCGCAAUGCCCAUGGUACAAUCCAAACAGUCGAAUACAUUGCGGACACCAAAGGUUUCCAUAUAAUCUCAUCAGAUGGGCCACAGGCGAAGGCGAAUGAAGAAACUCCAGAGGUUGCCGCCCUGCGAGCCCAACAUUUGGCUGCCCAUGAAGAGGCGAAAUUACGUUUGGCCGGCAACAGUGUUGAGGUCGACGCUGGUCCUCAACCAGUCCAGGAUACACCCGAAGUGGCUGCCGCCAAAGUGGCCUUCUUCAAACGCUAUGAGGCCGAGAAGCUGCGCAAUCUUUUGAUAAGUGAAAAACAAGUCAUGUUACCCAUCCAUACAGUCUACUCUCAACCGAUCUAUGUCUAUCAGCCCAGUCGUGGUUACACCUACAAUCGGAAGACAGAAAUCCAAAGGGACUAUCUGCCAGUGGCCUAA